Cheilinus undulatus (humphead wrasse) is the source of this 3821-nucleotide messenger RNA. It is a transcript of the gene rapsn, whose product is annotated as receptor-associated protein of the synapse, 43kD. The record is from RefSeq and is a predicted model, not a curated record. Bases 389 to 1660 code for a protein of 423 amino acids. The transcript is spliced from 8 exons. Gene Ontology annotation, cellular component: synapse. NCBI's taxonomy places the organism in Eukaryota, Metazoa, Chordata, Actinopteri, Labriformes, Labridae. Gene Ontology annotation, biological process: chemical synaptic transmission. Gene Ontology annotation, molecular function: protein-membrane adaptor activity; acetylcholine receptor binding.
GUAGAUAUUCUGGGAUAUUGCUGCUAGCACUCUGCUGAGAAACGUGUUUCUUUGGCAUUUUUCAAACGGAAAUCCAAGGAAGGAUUUUUGAACACUUGAUGCUGAGUGGGAAUUGUCACAGGGUUAAAUGUGGAAGGUAUUUUUUCGGCUGUAGGGCUCCCCAUGCACCGACUGGUGAUAAUGGUCUUGGUGUAUUGCUGUUUUACUCGGGCGGAUCCAGUUUCCUCUCGGCCUCAGCACAGCCGGAGCUGAGAGAGCGGGAUCUGGUUAGGCCUUCUGGCUCCAACCUCUCAGGGGAUCAUCUUCAAGGGAUCUUCUUUGGAGUUGUGCUGUGCAUGGCAAGAAUCUGCUUUCUUGCUUCCUCACUGAAAUUGCAUGGCCUAAACUAAUGAAUAUUUUUAUGAGGCACCUUGCACCAGAGAUGGGCCAGGACCAAACCAAGCAGCAGAUAGAGAAGGGCCUGAGGUUGUACCAGUCCAACCAGACGGACAAAGCUCUGCACGUCUGGACGAAAGUGCUGGAGAAAACCUCUGAUCCUGGAGGGAAGUUUCGGGUGUUGGGGUGUUUGAUCACAGCUCACUCGGAAAUGGGAAAGUAUAAGGAUAUGCUCAAGUACGCUCUGGAUCAAAUUGACACAGCUCGAGAAAUGGAAGACCCGGACUACCUGACAGAGGGAUACCUGAACCUGGCACGCAGCAACGAGAAGCUCUGCGACUUCCAGAAAACAGUGUCCUACUGCAAGACCUGCUUAAACAUGCAGGGUACCACGGUCAGCCUGCAGCUCAAUGGCCAGGUGUGUCUCAGCAUGGGCAACGCCUUCCUGGGUCUCAGUGUCUUCCAGAAAGCUCUUGAGAGCUACGAGAAAGCCCUGCGCUACGCACACAACAAUGACGACAAGAUGCUGGAGUGCAGGGUGUGCUGCAGUCUGGGGAACAUCUAUGUUCAGCUUAAGGACUAUGAGAAGGCCCUGUUCUUCCCCUGCAAAGCAGCUGAGCUCGUCAAUGACUAUGGCAAAGGUUGGAGCCUCAAGUAUCGAGCCAUGAGCCAGUACCACAUGUCUGUAGCCUACAGGAAGCUGGAGCGUCUGCCAGACGCCAUGGAGUGCUGUGAGGAAUCUAUGAAGAUUGCUCUGCAGCAUGGUGAUCGUCCUCUUCAGGCUCUCUGCUUACUGAACUUUGCAGACAUACAUCGCUGCAGGCAUGACGUUGAUAAAGCAUUCCCUCGAUACGAGUCUGCGCUGGCUAUCAUGACUGAGAUCGGAAACCGUCUGGGACAAUCACAAGUCUACCUUGGAGUCGCAAAGUGUUGGCUUUUGCAGAAGGAGUUUGACAAGGCUCUUGAGUCCCUGCAGCGAGCACAGGAAUUGGCUGAUGGAAUGGGAAACAAGCUGUGCACGCUGAAGGUCCACUGCCUGAGUGAGGGGAUUUAUCGGAGCCGGGGGCAGCAGGACGAGCUCAGAGAGCAGGUGGUGAAAUUCCUGCAGUGUGUGGAGGAGCUGGAGCUUUACUGCGGCAUGUGUGGAGAGUCCAUCGGGGACAGGGACCAAAAACUGCAGUCCUUACCCUGUUCCCACAUUUUCCAUCUCAAGUGUCUGCAGACAAACGGGACAAAAGGCUGUCCUAAAUGUUUCAAGUCCUCCAUGAAACCUGGAUUUGUCUGAUUGUGAGUCUGUGUUUGAGUGUUGGAUCUGCAGACACAGCAUGAGGCCUUGUGGGCUGCUGACUGAUCUAAGAGCAGCAGGCAGCCUCAGGAUGAGCUCAAGAUGUUUGAAGAUGAGGGGUUCACUGCUCUGUGCAGAGGAUGCUGAACUGAAGCCCGAGUGUUUCAGGAUGGGGUUCUGAGGACACUUUAAAGGCAUGCGUGAGUGCCGGCCAUCAGUCUGAGACUUACAGCUCACUGAGGAGGUAGACGUGACUGUGGAACAUUUCAAUAUAAGCUGAAGAAGAAAGAGCCUUCAUUGAACCUCAUGAAGGACAGUUUGAUGCAGAAUUAAUUCUUGAGGAAAACUGGACUAUCCAAAGAGCAUUGUUCUAAGUGUUUGUUAUGCAUUAGAAUUAGUAGAAACAAUCUGUAGAGAAAAUAUUCUGUGUUUGUAGUUGUAGGGUUAGGUCAUCUUUUUACACAACUUCCACUUGUUCUGUUCUCUACAGUUUCGUGAUGUUUAAUCAAAACACAGAGCCAUUUGAAACCUAUAUACAUAUAUUUAUUACUGUAUUUAUGUACAUAUUCUCUCAAUUUGUUUUAAAAGUUUGGUUUAUUUGAGGUGUUUUGUAAAACCUAAAAACAAACUUAAGUCUCUUAACCAUUCAAAACUAGUAUGUCUUUACAGAACAGGUCAUGCAGCUUUUUGUUUCUUUGUUUUACUGUUGAUAUAAAGGAGCAGAAGUUAUUUUUCCAUCCAUUUCUGAGAAUGUUUUACUCUUAAGUCUAAUAACAUUGUGAAGAGGGAAGCCUAAUGAGAAGGAUCUACUUUGACCAAUUAUACAGAGGCCCUAAGCAGACAUGCAUCUGUUGUAAAACAUUUGAUUUUGCUACAUUUUUUUCUGUGAUAACUUGCAAAUUUCCAGUCAUUUUUCAAGCUCUUCACUGGUUUAUGUUUUAUAAGGGACAUUAACCAUUUAUUUAUGGAGAAUUUAAGAAAGCAGCUGACAUUAACUUAGAAAACCAGCAGCAUUAUUCUGUGAGCCAGAAAAAAACAACAUAAAUUUACUCAUUACUGGAAAACGGGGUAAAAUAAUGUGUACUCAUGUUUGUCCACUCUGGGCUUCUGUACAAUCACAAACUUGUCAAACAACUAUUUAAUGAGGAUACAUGCUUUAUGUUUAAUGUAGUGUUUUCAUAUCUAUAGUCAUGUGUAAAUAUUUAAAAUUAAUAAUUUAUGUUGAGAUUAGGAAUUAUUAUUCAAAGGUGUCUUUAAGUGAAAACUUGUUUUUUGUUGCAUGUUUUAUUCACAGAGCCAAACAGGAAAGUUGGAUUGUAUCAAACUGUGUCCAUGUAACGGGGUAUUUUAUUUUGGAAUUACUAUUGUAUAUCUUAAUAUACAUUGUAUUAUUCAUAUUCCUGUUUUUGUCACAUAUUAUAGGAAAACCAGUGAUGAAAUCAUCAUGGCUUUUGAUAAAAUAAGGUUGUCCUCAAAGAUUGACCCCAUGCUAAAUUUGAUAUCCUGAUUGAAGUUCACUUAACUUCUUUUUUACUCUCCUCAUAAGUUAAUUUGUGUGUCUAAAACUGAAGGAAGGCUUCAAAAAGUGAGGAAACAUAAUUACUACUAACAAGAAAGCUGAAGAGGCAAACUAAUUUUGUCAUUUUUUUUAAGUUUUACAUUUAAAGGCAUCUCUCUCCCUCUGUAAACAUCAUGAAAAAGUUCAACAGCACUGAUGGAGAAACACCAACAUAUUUACUUUUACUGCACAAGCACUUACUUAAUGUUUCUGCCUCCAAAGUAGCGAUGAUUCACUGUCUGUUUACCUGUUAGUGCAGUCCAUCUGAAACUCUUGUAAAGCAUCUGAGAGCAUCUACACUUUAUAUUCUUGGUUCUGGGGUAUGAUUACAAUUUUUACUGAGAGUGCAGCCACUCAUCUUUACGGUUUAAACUACCUCUGUUUCUGCCUCUAAGCGUUUCCCUCUUCAGAGGAUUAAUGCAAUAUUAACAUAACAUUUAAAUACAUGUAGAGUUAUGUUUUUUUUUUAGACUUCAUGUUGAUAUAACCGUAAUUUUAAAGAUAUAGACUUGGACAAAAAUGCAUUGUUAAUAUAUUUAUGCAUUGAGUCGAAACAUGUUACUGUGUCAUAUAUGGAAACCUUUAAUUAUGGAAAAUAAAGAG